Molecule: messenger RNA, 1800 nt
Organism: Anolis carolinensis (green anole)
Lineage: Eukaryota; Metazoa; Chordata; Lepidosauria; Squamata; Anolidae
Product: histamine H3 receptor
Exons: 3
Coding region: 182-1492 (436 amino acids)
Biological process (GO): adenylate cyclase-inhibiting G protein-coupled acetylcholine receptor signaling pathway; chemical synaptic transmission; G protein-coupled receptor signaling pathway, coupled to cyclic nucleotide second messenger
Cellular component (GO): synapse; plasma membrane; dendrite
Molecular function (GO): histamine receptor activity; G protein-coupled serotonin receptor activity; G protein-coupled acetylcholine receptor activity
Source: RefSeq, a predicted model, not a curated record
AGCAGGCGAGGCGGCAGCCCAUUGGGAGGCUUUUCCUCUCUCCAAAGGAGGGAGGGAAAGGGAGGAAAGGAGGGGCGUGAGUUGCACAGGCUCGGUCCUUUGCUCACUCCUUUCCUGGGCGAUUCCGCGCGUGGAGGCGAGAUGGAGCCUCUCUAAGGGCGCCUCGGGAUAUUCAGCCGCGAUGGGGACAGAGCUGAACGCCUCCUCCUCCUCCUCCUCCUCCUCCUCCCCCAGGGACCAGGGCUGCCUGGGCCCCUGCCCGCCCCCCGGGGGCCUCUCCGCGCCCCUCUCCGUCUUCCUCGCCGCCCUGAUGGCGCUCCUGGUCCUGGCCACCGUCUGCGGCAACGCGCUCGUCGUGGUGGCUUUCGCCCUGGACCGAAGCCUCCGCAGCCAAGGCAACUUCUUCUUCCUCAACCUGGCCAUCGCAGACCUCCUCGUAGGUGGGUUUUGCAUCCCCCUCUACAUCCCUUACAUCCUGACGGGUGAAUGGAAGUUUGGGAAGGGCCUGUGCAAAGUCUGGUUGGUGGUCGAUUACCUGGUGUGCACGGCCUCCGUCUUCAACAUCGUCUUGAUCAGUUUUGACAGGUUCAUCUCCGUCACAAAAGCAGUGAGUUACCGAGCCCAGAAAGGCGUGACCAAGAAUGCCGUUGUGAAAAUGGUGAUGGUGUGGGUCGCCGCUUUCCUCCUGUACGGUCCAGCCAUCAUCAGCUGGGAGCACGUCACCCAGCGUAGCAUUGUUUCGGAGAAAGAGUGCCAUGCUGAGUUCUUCUACAACUGGUACUUCCUCAUGAUUGCAUCCACCAUUGAGUUCUUCACGCCCUUCAUCAGCGUGACUUACUUCAACCUGAGCAUCUAUUUCAACAUUCGGAAACGGACGCCCAUAAGGACCGAGACCCUCUCUCCCGGCGAACGGGACUGUGAGGUGUGCUCCCAUGGGAAGAAGCAGGAGCAUGCCAUUUUUUUUAUGAAAGUGAGCCGGAAAAGGAACAACGAGCAAACAGGGAGCCUCUCUCCAACCAAGUUGGCCACGUCGAAGCUUAACGGUCAUCACCAGCACAACCAGUUGGUAGAAUUCAACAUCGACCAAGAUCUUCCACCUUUACAAGUGGAUGUUCAGUCCAAAUCUCCUUGGGAUGGUUUCUACAAAGCACUUGAGGGUAUUUCCAACAACACUAAGAAGAUGGAGGUGGCCAACACCAUGGCUAGUCGGUUUAGGCUUUCCCGGGACAAAAAAGUGGCCAAGUCUUUGGCCAUCAUCGUCUGCAUCUUUGCUCUCUGUUGGGCUCCCUACACCCUCCUGAUGAUAAUCCGAGCCGCUUGCCACGGGCAAUGCAUCCACCAUGCUCUCUAUGAAGCCUCGUUCUGGCUCCUGUGGCUGAAUUCGGCCAUUAAUCCCAUUUUGUAUCCCUUGUGCCACAUGAGCUUUAGAAAAGCGUUCUUUAAACUGUUGUGUCCGGGCAAGGCUAAAAUUCACCCGAAUAUUUUUUCAUGACAUUAUGCAAAGCCGAGAACGAGGAAUUUUAAUAUUGAUGCCUUUAGCAUCUCAAAAGAACUGUGAUGCUGUAGGCUCAUCCAAGUGAACAGCUCAGUCUGCCCUGAAGUCAAAGCUAUGGAAACAUAUUUUUUUUCUGAAUCUUAUAGGCAAUGAGGACUGAACUUAUCCAUAAUUCACAAUCACAGGCUGGGACUUCAUUCUUUGGAUGUAACCAUCGAUAAAAUUCCAUUUCCAUUGCCGACAGACAGUGUGUGUGCUUGUGUUUAAGAAAUUGCUUAAAAUAAAAAAGCAAGGUUUGCUUUAAA